Messenger RNA from Drosophila pseudoobscura, 3432 nucleotides. RefSeq names its product Tetraspanin 96F (gene Tsp96F). The coding region runs from base 400 to 1206 and encodes 268 amino acids. The transcript has 5 exons. Gene Ontology annotation, cellular component: plasma membrane. Lineage: Eukaryota; Metazoa; Arthropoda; Insecta; Diptera; Drosophilidae. The record is from RefSeq and is a predicted model, not a curated record.
GAAUGAACAUGCGGUCACACUGGUCUUCACAAAAAAAAAAACACGGCCGCCGCAGCCGCAAUAAUAAAAUUUUUAAAAAAAUCGGUUGCAACGGUUAAAUGCACAAUUAGUGUUUCGAGCAUAAAAGUGUUCUUCCGCUGAAAAUUCGCCAAAAAUAGAGCCCGCCAAUCGAGUGUUUCAAAUAUUGUGCAAGCAUCUACACAGGAGAAAAGAGAAAAGUGCAUUAAGGCUGCUGCUGGCGCGGUCGCUGUUGCAGGCCCAGAGUCAAUUCCGAUUUUCUUUCGACCAAAUCGUGUUCGUAGCAGAAGGAAGCCAACGCAACGAACGGUGGUUGUGUGAUAGAAACCAGUUAAACCUAACGAAAUUCAAGCGAGGAAAGAGCUAUAACUAACCGACACAAUGGGUCUCAAAGGCUGCUGUUCGUGCGUCAAAUAUCUGAUGGUCCUUAUAAACAUUUUAUUUUGGCUCAUCGGACUGAGCAUCGUGAUCACAUCCGUAUGGAUGCUGACGGAUCCCACAUUUAUGCUGUCGAUGACACAAUCCUAUAAUCACUAUCAUAUAGCACUCUACGUUUUUCUGGGCAUCGGCAUACUGAUCACUCUGGGCGCAUUCUUUGGCUGCUGGGGCGUUUGUCGAGAGUCGCAGUGUCUGCUGGUAUCGUUCUUCUGUGUGAUACUUAUUGUGAUGGUGGCACAAAUCGCAGCUGGUGCCUGGGCCUUCCACAACAAAGACAAACUGGACGACAUUGUGCGGGCGGCGGUGAAAUCUUCGGUGCAGGAGGAGUACGGCCAGUCCACCAUGAGUUCCCGCACGGUAACCUUUGAUACGCUGCAGAAGAAUUUGAAGUGCUGCGGUGCGGAUGGACCUGGGGACUGGGCAACGAGUCGCUUCAAUAAUGUGGAUCGCACUAAUAUUGUGGAAAUCGCCGUGUCUUCCAUGAACGUCUUCUACAACAUACCCGAGUCCUGCUGCAAGGAGAACCUCAAGGACAAUGAAUGCGAAUUGUCCCGCCGCUUAAAGUUUGGUGGCCCCUUGAAUACGGCCAUCUACCAGCAGGGCUGCGUUGAUAAACUGAUUGAGAUCAUUUACGAGAAUUGGGUCACCAUUUUCGCCAUCACUGCUGCCGUCAUACUGCUGGAGCUGCUGUCGCUGACCUUUGCCCUGAGCCUGUGCUGUGCGGUGAGGAAUCAGCACUACAAGGCCUGAGAAUUACAGAACUCCCAUAGGGAAAUUACAGACGAUGAGAAGUACUAACAAACCAAAUCGAAACGUAUGCAUAGCAAGCAUUACUGAGAGGACAUGCGAAUGCAAAUGGGAAUGGGGGGAAACGUGUGCAUUUAGCUGAAACUUCAAGGCAAAACGAGGAUAAUGUCCGUUGUUCCCUGGUCAAUACUUUAACAACAACACAAUUUUGUAGUACUUUUAACAACAAGAAGAGCAGCAAGCGUGAAGCUAAUGGAGCAAUUUGAAUUUGUAUUUGAGGUGGAGCGGUGACACCUUUAGGAGUUUGUGACGCAACGUUUUUGAUGCACAAACCAUACAGAGUCACACCGAUAGACAACAUCCACUUUAUAAGAUCUUGAUAUGCAAAACAAAACAAAAGAACACAUACACUUUUCUAACCAAAUAUUUCUACAACAAGAAAACACAAACACAGAGAGUAAACUUUAUACAAUACAUGUACGAACCGCAUAAAGCAGCAGCUCCAUAAUAUUUAGCAUAAUGGAAAAGUUUUCGAAUUCAUAGAUACAUACAAUACAUGCUAUAUAUUAAAUAUAUAGAGCAAACGUAAGCACAAAGUAUAAUGUUAAUUGCCAAAAUCUAAACAAAACAAAAAUGAAAAGCAAUCAAAUUUCGUUUAAAAUUUGUUUCUCCCAAUAAGACUUUCGAUUACCAAUUAAGUUGAUUUGUGGCCAUUUUUGUAUGCUAUUAUGCUAAAGCAAAGCCAAAUUAUAUAAGUAUAUACAUCUACAUACAUACAUCUAUAUAUAGUAGUGUCAGUAGUAUGUAUAUAUGUAUGACGACAGCAUUCCACAAGAAUGAGAAUGAUUGACAGAUUUUUGUUCUGGUUAAAGACGCAUUGCCAUCCAAAGACCCAGCCCAAAACAUAUAUUCAAAUCAUUUUUUUAUCUUGUGCAAAAUGUUGUUCAAGAAACAUGACCCAAAUAACCCCCUAAUUCGAUUCGUUGAGCUUCACGAAAUUAAAUGCCAAAUAUCUUAUGUAUUUACAAAAUUGUAUUUUUUAGUUAGUUGGUCAAAAGCGAAAUUUAAGAAAAUAAUCAGUAAAUGUGGGCCGUUCGGUUGACUAAGAGCCGCUCUGUAAAAAGUUAUUUUUUUGAUUUAAGGUUGAUAUUUUGUAUUGAUUUGGAACAGCCCUAAUUGGCGAACAAUUUUCCUCUUCAAGACUAACCAAAGCUAUCCAAAAUUAGUUUCAGUUAUACCAUUGUAAGGGAAGCUAAAUAGAGCUCUGUACCUUUUGAUAUAACGUUGAAUUUUGGCCAUUCUCGAAACCACGCCCACACACGUACACUCGAAACGAAUUUUGUAUAAUCCAUCUUACCUGCAUCGAAAUGAAUAUUAUUAUUUACGAAUCAUUGUGUAAGUGCAACUAUUUAUAUGUAUGAGUAAAAUCAAGAGAGCAACACAACCACACAAAAUGUUAAAUGGAAAGUACACACAAAUCGAAACGAAAAUCUCUAUAUAUUUACAUUGUAUUUUUACCAUACACCGUAAACUAAUUCAAUGAUAGUAUACGUAUAUUUUUUGUACAAUUUUCAUUUUAUUGUUGUUAAAUGUAUGUGAAUUUUGUUGUUAGUUAAGCGUAGCCUGAGCGUCACACUUUGUACCCCCUCACAGCGUUUAAAUAAAUCAAAUCUACAAGAACCCAUCCAAGGACAAAAUUAUAUUAAAUUUACAAAGAUGAAGCAAAAACAAAAACCAAUAUUAAGUAAAUAAAUCUAUAUUGUAUUUAAAUGUACACCUUAAAGUAAAUUAUUUAUUGAAUAUUUCUUAGUAAGUUAGUAGUUAUGUGCGGAAUUUCAUUGGAGUUAAAUCAAAUCAUGAGAAAGGUUUUAGACUAAGUCAGAAAUUUCACAAAUGAAGGCAAACGAGGCAAAAGUUCAUGUGUUGGAUCUGUAGCAAACCAUUAAAAUAUCUAGGCAAUAAGUCCCCUAAGAAUAUAAUUAAUUCUAAUUGAUUGUAGCGAAAUAUUUAAUGCACUAUAAACUUCAUCAGGCAUCUCAAAUCAAAACAAAAUGUAGUACAUACCCAGAAGCCAUACCAUGUUCAUUCUAACCGAAAAAAGGCAACAAUCAAUUCAGCAUCUUGAAAGCAUAUGGAAACUACAUAAAUACAUACAAUGCAUAAAUGCACAUUCAGCAAGACAUGAAAUAAGCAAAAGUCAGUGACAGAAAUAAAGCAAUAUAAACGAUG